AUGACUGAGAUCGCAGAUGAGAGUAGAGAUUUAUCUGGUCGUCGCAUUUACGUCGAUGGCGUUUUUGACCUAAUACAUUGGGGUCAUCUUAAUGCUUUAAGACAGUCCUAUGAACUUGGAGGACAGCUUGUGAUUGGAGUAAUAUCAGACGAUGAUACUCAGAGAGCUAAGGGAAUUUUACCAAUUUAUACUGAUCAAGAAAGGGCUGAAAUAGUCCAGGCCUGUAAGUGGGUGAAUGAUGUUAUGGUUGGAGUACCAUACGACGUCACUUUGGACUUUUUACUCAACACUGCAAAGUGUGAUUUUGUGGCUCACGGAGACGAUAUCGCAAUUGGCACUAAUGGAACUGAUGCCUAUAUGGAACCAAAAAAGGCUGGAUUAAUGAUACAUUUUAAACGUUCACAUGGAGUGAGUACAUCAUCAACGUUAUCAAGAUUAAUAGAAUCAUUGGAGUAUGAAAGAUUUUUACAUUUAACAAAUGGUAAUCAUAAGUCAGUUCCAUCAGAUUUUGAGGCUGAUCUUCUGAAGAACGAGAAUGAUUUGUUGAACGAAGGUUUAACAGAGGUUGAAACUACAAGAACUUAUGAACAUCACGUUUCAUACCCGAGGUGUAGAUUAAAUUUAAAUCUACUUUCAAAAUUCAUACCUAAUAGAGAAAGACCAAAAGAUGCCACAGUAGUAUAUGUAGAUGGAAGUUUCGACUUAUUUCAUAAUGGGCAUGUGAGGUUCCUAAAGAAAGCAAGAGCGUUGGGAGAUUAUCUCAUUGUUGGAAUCUAUGACAAUCAAACGGUUAGAACUAUUAAAGGCUCACCAUUUCCAUUCACAAACAUGCUUGACAGAUGUCUAGUAGUUUCAGCCAUGAAGUAUACUGACGACGUUAUUUUAGGUGCUCCUUAUAAAAUCACUAAGGAUUUUAUCAAGAACUAUGGAAUUGAUAUUGUGGCGGUUGGAAAGUAUAGCGAUUCCAGGCUCAUCAAUGUUGCUUCAAAUCCUCUAGAGGUGGUGGAAAGUAUGGGUAUUCUGAGAUACGUAGAUUCUGAGCUCAAGACCACUAGUUCAGAAAUCAUUAAAAGGGUUUCAGACAGAAUGGGUCAAAUAAGGAAAAAUGUGUCAGAUCGCUGUAAAAAGGAGUUAAAUCACUACAAGGAUUAUUACUAA
Messenger RNA from Theileria annulata, 1158 nucleotides. Its product is annotated as CTP-phosphoethanolamine cytidylyltransferase, putative. The record is from RefSeq and is a predicted model, not a curated record. Gene Ontology annotation, biological process: phosphatidylethanolamine biosynthetic process. The coding region runs from base 1 to 1158 and encodes 385 amino acids. NCBI's taxonomy places the organism in Eukaryota, Apicomplexa, Aconoidasida, Piroplasmida, Theileriidae. Gene Ontology annotation, cellular component: cytoplasm. Gene Ontology annotation, molecular function: ethanolamine-phosphate cytidylyltransferase activity. The transcript is spliced from 3 exons.